Molecule: messenger RNA, 1858 nt
Organism: Opisthocomus hoazin
Lineage: Eukaryota; Metazoa; Chordata; Aves; Opisthocomiformes; Opisthocomidae
Source: RefSeq, a predicted model, not a curated record
AUGUCGGGAGGUGACCGGUUACAGGCAGCUGGGACAAAGCCAACACCGGCUGGUCACGACGUCUCCUUGGCCAUCAGGAAGUCUGUAGGAUAUUCAGAGAUUUCAAACAAGCAGAAUAACUCUUCCCGGUCUCGGGGUGCCGCGGUUUGGUGGAAUACCCGAAAGAUAAGACGUUGCCCGGGCACGUACAACAGUGGGUACCGCGUCGGGCUGUUCGAAAAACUGUUGUAUUUUGGAAAGAAGCUUCAAAAAUGGCCGGGACUUACAGUACAGAAAUACAGUGUAAAAAUGAAAAAUGGGCCAUCCAGUAAUGAAAAUCGAGAAAAAUCUCGCAGGUCGGUGCUGGCUGACUCCCUGGAAGACGAAGCUAAGAAUAACAUCACCAUCUUUACAAGAAUUCUAGACAGGCUGCUGGAUGGCUACGAUAAUCGCCUCAGACCUGGAUUAGGAGACAGUAUUACUGAAGUCUUCACUAACAUCUAUGUGACCAGUUUUGGACCUGUUUCAGAUACUGAUAUGGAAUACACAAUAGACGUUUUCUUUCGCCAGAGAUGGAAGGAUGAGAGGUUAAAGUUUAAGGGCCCAAUGAACAUUCUUCGACUGAACAACUUAAUGGCCAGCAAAAUCUGGACCCCGGAUACUUUUUUUCACAACGGGAAGAAGUCAGUGGCUCAUAACAUGACAAUGCCAAACAAGCUUCUGCGAAUCCAGGAUGAUGGGACUCUCUUGUACACCAUGAGGCUGACGGUCCAAGCUGAGUGCCCGAUGCACUUGGAGGACUUCCCCAUGGACGCUCACUCCUGCCCGCUGAAGUUCGGCAGCUAUGCGUACACCACUUCAGAAGUGACAUACAUUUGGACCUACAACGCUUCAGAUUCAGUGCAGGUGGCACCCGACGGCUCCAGGUUGAAUCAGUACGAUCUUUUAGGCCAAACAAUUGGGAAAGAGACGGUUAAAUCGAGUACAGGUGAAUAUACAGUAAUGACGGCUCAUUUUCACCUGAAGAGAAAAAUCGGUUAUUUUGUCAUCCAGACUUACCUGCCCUGCAUCAUGACCGUCAUCCUCUCCCAAGUGUCGUUCUGGCUGAACAGAGAGUCCGUGCCUGCCCGGACGGUCUUUGGAGUAACGACUGUGCUGACGAUGACAACGCUGAGCAUCAGCGCUCGAAAUUCCCUCCCCAAAGUGGCGUACGCAACAGCCAUGGAUUGGUUUAUUGCUGUCUGUUACGCCUUUGUGUUCUCCGCACUCAUUGAAUUUGCAACUGUCAAUUAUUUCACAAAACGAGGAUGGGCCUGGGAUGGAAAAAGUGUGGUGAAUGAUAAGAAAAAAGAAAAAGCGUCUGUCAUUAAGAAAAACAAUGCCUAUGCAGUGGCUGUUGCCAACUAUGCUCCAAAUAUUACCAAGGACUCAGUGCUACCAACCAUCUCCAAGAGUGCUACAACCGCAGAACCCAACAAGGCAAAGCCCGAAGCGAAGCCGCAGGAAGCAAAGAAGACGUUCAACAGCGUUAGCAAAAUUGACAGAAUGUCUAGAAUAGUGUUUCCAGUCUUAUUUGGUACUUUUAAUUUAGUGUAUUGGGCUACGUAUUUAAACAGGGAGCCUGUCUUACUGGGCUUUGCACCAUCAACCUAGAAGCCGAAUUGCACUGAGGACUCACAGCAUCAUUCUAAUCAGAUAAGUUGUUCGCUAUGUACAGUACGACUAAUAACUGCUAAUCUGUGAACCAUUGUGUACAGAGUGUAUAUAGGUGUCUUAUCUGUGUAUCUCCAAAGGAGGGACACAGUGUUAAUUCGUGGGUCUGUAAACAGAUAGCACCCGUGGCAAACACAGCCAGCUCUUUCAAAGUGAUACCCGGGGG